This is a messenger RNA of Mycena indigotica, 1401 nucleotides long. RefSeq lists its product as uncharacterized. The record is from RefSeq and is a predicted model, not a curated record. The coding region runs from base 1 to 1401 and encodes 466 amino acids. Gene Ontology annotation, molecular function: oxidoreductase activity. Lineage: Eukaryota; Fungi; Basidiomycota; Agaricomycetes; Agaricales; Mycenaceae. The transcript is spliced from 5 exons.
AUGUCCACCCCAAACCCAAGCCUCCGCCCCGGCCUCGUUAACCACCCUUCCACACCCGCGACCCGGGGUGCGCUGCUUGCGAUGCUAGCGAAGGACGCGGAGGAGCACCACUGCUUCACGAACGAGCUGGGGUUUCAUAACCAUCUGCCGCACCACCUCGUCGCGGCUUUCGACAUGGGCGCCACCCACACGCUACUGAAGGCCAUCUGGGACGACGAGACGCCGACGCUGAAGCCGAUCGACCGACAUGGCGGGGAGAUUACGGCGGGGAAUUGGGCGGAAAGGCUGGGCGAGCAUCGGGCGUAUGGCAGCUAUUACGACUUCUUUAAGGUGCAGCUCGCGCAGAAGGGCGCCAGUCGGGUGCUGGCAGAGUAUGUUCUCGCGCCAGAGGCAAACGCAGGGAAGAAAAAGAUGUUCGGGCGGUUCUUGGCGGGCGCAGUGCAUCCAUUGUUGCAAGUCGGGUUUGGACUCGAAUUCGGCCAGGACAACAUGGUUGCCGCGGGCCUAGCGAUGGCGGCUCUGACGGCGCCGGACCAGCCCAACUACUUUCUGGACGCCACGACUGGCUUGCCAGAACGGCUCGUCAAGCCCGUAGAAGGGACCACGCUUUUGCAGCUGCUCCAAGAAGUCUACGAUUCGGACACCCUCACUCCCAUUAUGCCCUACAAGCCCGAUGCCCUCCUCUCCACGCGUUUCAAGGACCUCGCUGCCGAUCCCGCGCGCGGUGAGGCGAUCAAAGCGAUUUACUCAAAAUGGGCUCUGCACUCUGACUCUGAGGACGAACUGAAUCUAAAGAUCAACGAGUGUCUCCUCCAGGCCACCCUGCUGGUGACGUCGACCGGGAAGGCCGGCCGCCCCGCGCGACUUGACUUUUUCCUCAUGCACGCGCUUACGUCCGCGCUCUGCCUGCCCCCGAUCCUGCGCGCUAUCCCCAGCGUUGAGGGAAGGAACAUCGUGUUGCAAGGGUAUGCUCGGGCCUGUGCGAUGUAUGUCAUCCUCCGCGGACGACCUCGCGUUGACGGCGCCCUGAUCAUGUCCUACCCUGAGGAUCCCGCACCGGUUGGCUGGGGUGCGACGGGGCCCGGACCGUCGCUCGGCGGCGGUGUCAUUGCGAAUCCGUGGCUGCCAGCCAUCCACAGCGCGCUGCACCACCGGGACGCGCACGUGAUUAAGGUCGUCCGGACACUGUACUACGCUGCGGGGCGCAUGCCGGAGCUGGACGCGCGGCUCGGGGCCGCGGGGGUGGUUGGCGGGGAGAGGCUGGACGGCUCGGUGUGGGUGCGCGCCGCGGGGCUGGUCAGUAAGCGCUUGGGGUGGGUCGCGUUCGGGGAGAAGGAGAGGGAGUGGGACCGGAGUGCGCAUGGCUGGGAGGCAGCGUGGGAGGGCGUGGACGAGGAAUGA